AUGGCCAUCUCUGUUCCCAACUCCCGUAGCCCGACGCGGCUGGCUUUGGACGACAAAGGCGGAAAUCCGCCAAAGCAGAGCAUGUGGCACCGGUUGGGAUUGCGAAAAUUAUGGCAGGGCCGCGACGAUCAUCGAGACACGUCUGCCGGGGAGAGUCAAGACGAGAUUUCCCCCCGCCCUUCUUCUGACAACUCGCGUACCAAACAAGACAAUUUAACACGUCGACUCUCGCGAAAAGUUGGCGUCGGUCUACCCCGAGCCACCCCCUUUAAACGACAAAGCUCCGAUCUCGAGCGACUGGCUCCUCGAGAACCUGAUCAUCGCCGUGCCCUCUCCGCCGACCGCCGCCCCUUGACCACCCAGAGAAGUAGGUCUCCACCGCCCACCGUGGGCCCCAGACUGUCCGCGCCCGAAGUUCAGUGGCUCGGCCCGACGCCCACAACCACGGUCGAUGACCCUCCCGAACCAGAAUCCGAAACGAACGAUGCCCACGAGAUUGACGAUAUCCCAGUAAAUACGCAUCCCUAUUCGGGAAUGGAGACGGAUAAUUUCGGGGUGCCAGAGGAGGAAGAUGACGGCUCAAUCGAUCUGGAGAUGGAGCUGGAACAACGGUGGAUUUUGAACCUGAGCAUGCACUUCCGAGAUGGGACAGAGCGAGAGAAAUUCUUUGUGACGUACGCGGAGACACCGAACCGAUGGCGCCGAGUAACGAUUUCCUGCGAUUACCACGAUGCACCACCCUAUUCACUGGAGCGGGAAUUGAAGGAGCUGCGGUAUCAACGCGACAAAUGCGCGCGCAUCUACGAAUCCAUUCGCGAGUCCCUUCUUGCGAUCCAAUUCUAUGAAGGUGUCACGAAUCUCAGGCUCGAGACGAGCGAUGGCCGCUUACAUGUUCAUGUGACGGAGGACGUAAACGAAACAAUCCCAUACCCGCCUAUCUCCAGUGUGAGGCAUUUGGUCAAUGCCCCUAUGAUCCCCGAGGACUUGUUGCAUUUCGAAUCUCAUUUAUCCGGCUUUGUUUACAAAAUAAACCUGGACGGACGUUUUUUUAUCAAGAAGGAAAUACCGGGCCCCGACACUGUGGACGAGUUCCUUUACGAGAUUAACGCUUUGCAUGCGCUAAAAGACCGUCCAAGUGUGAUCCAGGUGGAAGGAAUCGUUGUCGAUGAGUGGCGAGGUGUUGUCAAGGGCUUGCUGAUUAGCUAUGCAGAAAAUGGCGCACUGGUAGACAUUCUGUAUGAGCAACGCGGAAAAACGAGCUUUGCACGACGCGAACGAUGGGCAAAGCAGAUUGUCCAGGGUCUUUGUGAGAUCCACGAAUCGGGCUACGUGCAGGGCGAUUUCACCCUCGCGAACAUUGUGGUGGAUGCAGACGACAACGCCAAAAUCAUUGAUAUCAACCGCAGGGGAUGUCCAGUGGGAUGGGAGCCGCCGGAAAUCGCCGCUAAGAUCGAGAGCAACCAGCGCAUCUCCAUGUAUAUUGGCGUCAAGACAGAUCUCUUCCAACUGGGCAUGACGCUGUGGGCAUUGGCGAUGGAGGAGGACGAACCUGAACGACAACCGCGACCUCUUAGAAUGGGCGACGACGCGAAGAUUCCAGACUAUUACCGACGGAUAGUGGACAUCUGUUUAAGCCCGACUCCGCGACAUAGGCUCUCUGCGAAAGAGCUUUUCUCAAUGUUCCCCCCACUGCCGGAAGCACGGGUAUCAACGCCUGUUCGGUCACUGGAGGACAUUGCCAACGAGUCCAGGCACUUACCAAUCAGGAACUGGGCUCAGCCUCAGCCGGGAAUGAUGCAGCAAGAUGGCCACUAUUACUCCGAAAAGGAAUUUUCGGAAGAUUCCUACGGUAAUCUGCAGCACUCCAUAUUCUCUGAAAAUCACGACCUCCUCCAGCGAUCAACAAUACCUCUCGCAGAAUCGAAUGGAGACAUGGGGUUCUCAUCUAAGCCAUCUUCUUCCUCUACCUUGAAUCACCACGAACCUCACAGCCAUGACGAGUACAUGGAUUUCUCCCGCCAAUUCAAUGAUGGCUCGUCACUUUACCCACCUUCUUAUAGUCAGAAUCCAGAAGCUGCUCCAGUUUCUCAGACAAGGUCAAUGGACAAUGGCUUCCACAACCAGCCAGUGGAACUAUCGGCCUUUCCAAAUGAGCCUGUCUAUCUCGAAAGUGCCCCUAUGAAUAAUCAGCAAGAGACACUCAAUGAGCCGACCUAUCGUAGGGGCUCUCCAAUUACCGCACCUUCACUCCCGCCCCCCGUCAGCACAUGUCUUGCUGAAUCGCAGAACCAGAACGCUCUCAACCCACCCAGUCCAAAGGCCGCCAAUGACGAGGGUAAACUUGAAGCCUCAGCUUUGCCAAUUAACCCUACUUUGCGUGACUCCAGUAAAUCAAGUGGCACUCAGGACAUCCCUUUUUCGACAAUUCCGUCUUCAAUUAAGCAAGCAAAGCAAGACGGUGUGGAUCGGCCAUGUGCGAAGUUCGCCAAUGACCAGGAUGACCUUGAAUCCUCAUCUUUGCCCCUCAGCCCUAACUUCCGUGACUCUGAGGGUUUUAUUAGCCUUCGAUUUGGGAAAGCUUCUCCUAUCGACUCACCAAAGGAGAAGAAUGCAGACUUACCAUGCGCAAAUGUCGAAACCGAACCUAAAUCAACUGAGCCAUUGCCCUCAUUAUCAUCUCCAUCUCUCUCGGAACUACCUAUCAGCCCUACUUUCCAUUCUUCUAAAACUUCCCUCGGCGCUUUGGGCACCACUUCAUCGCUGAACUCUUUGCCUGUCGAACCGUUAAGGCAGGAUAACUUCAAUCGACCACGUGCAGAGGCUACCACCUGUACCAAGCCUAUACCCACAACACAAUCCAACUCAACAUCUUCCCAGCUUCGCCCGACAUCGUCGGCCAAUCCUACUCUAGCUCGCUCUGAGCCUUCACCCGAGCUUCCAAGCGUCCCUCAAUCAGUGAAAUCUUCUCCUAUCGAGCCACCGAAGCAAACUUAUACGAAUUCACCGUGUGCAAACACCGGUAUUAAACCCAAACUUACCGAGCCAUCGCCCUCCACAUCAAGUCUGGCCCGUUCGGAAUUGCCUAUCAGCCCAACAUUCCGUUCUUCCGUGACUCCCAUCAACACUCCAAGUUCCCCUUCAUCACAGGGCCCUUCUCCUACUGAGCCACCAAAGCCGGAUAUGCUCUAUGAAAACGAUAUCACACCCACAUUACCGUCAACACCACCUCGACUUCCCUCAAUGCACAUUUCCCACCUCCGCCACACCGGGGCUUCCAUUGGCCCUCUACCAUUCGCUACAAGUCCAUCUGUCGUUGGAAUUGGACUGCUAAGACGGCCAUGGGAAAACCCAUCUGCAAAUAAUCCAGAUGUCAAGUCCACCUCGACAAUGCCAUUAGGGUCAGUCUCAUCCCUCAACCCUCAGACUUCAAAGAAGCAAGAGAGCGCCAAAAAAUACUCCAACCCCAUCGAACCGCAGGAGAAUGAACAUUCACUGAACUCCAACUCAAAUCUGCUGGGUUCGAGAUUGCCAAUCAGUCCCGCCCACCCAAAUUCAACGCCUAGUUCGACUUAUCUUGGGGUUCAUGGCUCACCUUCAAGUCAGGCCAAACCGGGCAUUUUGAGCCAGGCACGUUUUUCCUCGAAUCGAAUAUAG
Messenger RNA from Penicillium roqueforti, 3654 nucleotides. RefSeq lists its product as uncharacterized. The coding region runs from base 1 to 3654 and encodes 1217 amino acids. The transcript has a single exon. Gene Ontology annotation, cellular component: nucleus; cytoplasm. Gene Ontology annotation, molecular function: ATP binding; protein serine/threonine kinase activity. Gene Ontology annotation, biological process: protein phosphorylation; mitotic DNA damage checkpoint signaling. The record is from RefSeq and is a predicted model, not a curated record. Lineage: Eukaryota; Fungi; Ascomycota; Eurotiomycetes; Eurotiales; Aspergillaceae.